This is a messenger RNA of Macadamia integrifolia, 630 nucleotides long. RefSeq lists its product as uncharacterized. The record is from RefSeq and is a predicted model, not a curated record. The transcript has 2 exons. Bases 1 to 630 code for a protein of 209 amino acids. NCBI's taxonomy places the organism in Eukaryota, Viridiplantae, Streptophyta, Magnoliopsida, Proteales, Proteaceae.
AUGGGGGUAGCGGCUGAAGAUAUUCUUGAUUGUAUCCCUGCGAUCAUCACUAUUGAGGAUAAUGAUUUUCUUUCUUCUUCUCCAUCUGAUGAGGAGAUUAAGGCUGCAGUCUUUGAUAUGGACCCAUCUAGCGCUCCAGGUCCAGAUAGUUUCCCUGGAUCUUUCUUCCGCAAAUGUUGGCAUGUUGUGGGACAUGAGAUUUUGGCUAUGCACCUUUCUUCUCUACUCACUCGGCUAAUUUUUGAUGAGCAAGGGGCGUUCCAGAGAGGAAAGGUGAUCUCUUCUAAUAUUUGUUUGGCGUUAGAAUUGGCCAAUAUGAUGCACUCUAAGGCUUUUGGAGGAGGCUUAGCUCUAAAGAUAGAUAUUCAAAAGGCGUAUGACACGUUGGAUUGGACUUUUUUAUUUGAUGUUAUGCUCAAGUUUGGAUUUUCCCAAAUCCUCAUUGAUCGCAUUCAUCAGAUUCUGCUUUCUACUCGACUUUCGGUGUUGAUUAAUGGGGGACCAGUUGGUUUUUUCAAUGUGGAGCGUGGUCUUUGCCAGGGUGAUCCGUUAUCCUCCAUUCUGUUUAUUAUUGCUGAAGAGGUUUUGUGUCGUGGUCUCCAUUCUCUUAAAAUGGAGAAGAAGCUUUGA